Molecule: messenger RNA, 1853 nt
Organism: Xenopus tropicalis (tropical clawed frog)
Lineage: Eukaryota; Metazoa; Chordata; Amphibia; Anura; Pipidae
Gene: coq2
Product: coenzyme Q2 4-hydroxybenzoate polyprenyltransferase
Exons: 9
Coding region: 181-1344 (387 amino acids)
Biological process (GO): ubiquinone biosynthetic process; isoprenoid biosynthetic process
Cellular component (GO): membrane; mitochondrial inner membrane
Molecular function (GO): 4-hydroxybenzoate polyprenyltransferase activity; transferase activity, transferring alkyl or aryl (other than methyl) groups; prenyltransferase activity
Source: RefSeq, a predicted model, not a curated record
AGAAUAUAAUUCAGACAAGCCUAUCUUUAUUAGAUAGUGACAGGAGGCUCGGAUUGUACAUGUUGCCAAAAAGCCAUUAAAGACUGGAAGCUUUAAAACAAUAUCAGGAAUCAACCGUGGCUUGCUGAAAAUUAUCAUGCUCAGUACCAUAUAUGUUAGGUUCUAUCCAGGGUAAUAAAGAUGAAUAUGAUGCUGUUAAGAAAGUUUCCAAUCUGCUUAUCCCGUCCUAUAACCAUAAAUAGGUUAUGCCUACAGUUCUUCCAUGGCAGUUGGGACUCCUGUUCUCAUAAAUAUGAUCAAAGUCACAAGGCCUCUUUCUCUAACAUCAAGUUUGGGCACUUAACCAUUAAUAAUUUGCUGAACAGAAAAACUAGAGUAUCCUGCUCCACAUACAUUAAUGAAAGGAGGAGACACCUGAGUUUUUCUGCUGCUGCCAUUGUGGGUUCAAUGCCAAAAAACGUCCAGCCUUAUCUCAAACUUAUGAGGCUAGACAAACCCAUAGGAACCUGGUUGUUGUACUUGCCAUGCACCUGGAGUAUUAGUUUAGCAGCAGAACCAGGUAGCUUCCCAGACUUACAUAUGUUAGCUUUGUUUGGCACUGGAGCAGUUCUGAUGCGUGGUGCUGGCUGUACUAUAAAUGAUAUGUGGGACAAAGACUUUGACAAGAAGGUUCAAAGGACUGCAAGUCGGCCUAUUGCUGCUGGUGACAUAUCUCAGUUCCAGUCUUUGGUUUUUCUUGGGGGACAGCUUAGUUUGGCACUGAGUGUGCUCUUAAGUCUAAAUUAUUAUAGUAUUGCCCUUGGAGCUGCUUCCCUAUCAUUGGUGGUUAGCUAUCCAUUGAUGAAGAGGAUAACAUAUUGGCCACAACUUGUUUUAGGUAUGACUUUUAACUGGGGGUGUUUGCUUGGGUGGUCUGCAGUCAAAGGAUCCUGUGACUGGUCAGUCUGCUUGCCAUUGUAUGUUUCUGGAAUUAUGUGGACUCUAAUUUAUGAUACCAUCUAUGCACAUCAGGACAAAAAAGAUGAUGUUCUUGUUGGAGUCAAGUCAACUGCACUGAGAUUUAAUGAGCAGACAAAACAGUGGCUGAGUGGCUUCACUGUGGCAAUGAUGACAGGACUAACAGUGACAGGAAUGAGCUGUGACCAGACGUUCCCCUAUUACAUAGCUGUUGCUCUCAUUGGAGCUCAACUCACACAUCAGAUCUAUACUCUGGAUAUUAACAGUGCUGAAGAUUGCUGGAAAAAGUUUAGCUCAAAUCGGAAUGUGGGAAUUUUGCUUUUCAUUGGUAUUGUGCUUGGAAAUCUGUGGAAAAGCCAAGACGCUAGCACAAAAGAAAGUUCCUAAACAAAUUCCUGACCAUUGAUAUUGCAUGUAUGGGGUCCAAUGGAUGAUACAAUUUUCUCCAAAAUGCUUUGGUUUUUACUACGUAACAUGUCUGACCAUCAAUGGGACAAAAUGCAAGAGUCAGGGGCACUUCUUAAAGCUUGACGAGUCACCCCUAGGCAUCCAGAGACCAGUCGGGUGAGAGGCUUUUAACUAAUGAGCAACUAUGCUGGAAGCACUAUGACAAUGUUGACUUAAAAUGGUGUUCAGCAGAGAGCAGUUUUUUCUCUUGGGUUUUCUUUCUUUUAAUUUAAUGUAUUUGCAGACUUGGACAUUUUUUGCAGGACUGCAAGAUAGUUAUAUACAUAUACCAAUCCAAGGAACACUCAGGGGACUUCAGCAUUUUUUAUUUAGAGUCAGCUGAUUUUAUUGUCUUUGUCUUAAUUUAUUUUUUUGUUUUUUUAUUUGUUUUUUCAUUCUAAAAAAACAGCAUCCUAGACAAGGGUUAGUUUAUCAAGUCCAAGGCAUGU